CCACUCGCUUUCUAGUCUCUAGUGUCUACAGCCAAGUAGCAUUUCUCCCGUUCGUCCAUUGCUCCUUUAUUUCUCUCUACCUCACAAUGGCAAAUGCCGGAGUUGUAACCGUCUACGGCAACGGCGCUAUCUAUGAAACCACCACUAAGAAAUCCCCCUUCUCCGUCAAGGUGGGCCUUGCCCAGAUGCUCCGCGGCGGCGUUAUCAUGGACGUCGUCAACGCCGAUCAAGCCCGCAUGGCCGAGGAAGCCGGCGCCUGCGCAGUCAUGGCCUUGGAGCGCGUGCCCGCUGACAUCCGCGCUCAGGGCGGCGUUGCCCGCAUGAGCGACCCGCAACUAAUCAAAGAAAUCAAACAAUCCGUCACAAUUCCCGUGAUGGCCAAAGCCCGUAUUGGCCAUUUCGUGGAGGCCCAAAUACUCGAGGCAAUCGGAGUCGAUUAUAUCGACGAGAGCGAAGUUCUCACUCCUGCCGAUGAAGAAAACCACAUUAACAAGCAUAAUUUCCGGAUUCCUUUUGUCUGCGGUUGCAGGAAUCUUGGAGAAGCCCUCCGCAGAAUCCGGGAGGGAGCGGCCAUGAUCAGAACCAAAGGGGAGGCCGGCACUGGCAAUAUCAUCGAGGCGGUUAGGCACGUGAGGUCCGUCAUGGGAGACAUUAGAGUCUUGAUGAACAUGGAUGACGAUGAGGUUUUUACUUUCGCCAAGAAAAUUGCGGCUCCUUACGAUUUGGUGAUGCAGACCAAGCAAUUAGGACGGCUUCCGGUGGUGCAUUUUGCGGCGGGUGGGGUAGCGACCCCAGCGGAUGCAGCCAUGAUGAUGCAGCUGGGAUGCGAUGGGGUGUUUGUGGGUUCUGGAGUGUUUAAGAGUGGGGAUCCGGCGAGGAGAGCCCGCGCGAUUGUGCAGGCAGUGACGCAUUAUAGUGAUCCUGAUGUGCUUGCGGAGGUGAGCUGUGGAUUGGGCGAGGCUAUGGUUGGAAUUAAUCUGAAUGAUGAUAAGGUUGAAAGGUACGCCAAUCGAUCAGAGUAAUAGCAAAUUAGCUAUUGAAUCACAUUACAUUUGGUGGGGGAUAUGCGUACCCCUAUACUAUACUACUCUUGCUUUUAGCUUUGGCUGGAUAUUUAGCCCUUUCAACUUGUGAGACAUCAUCUGGAUUUAUAUUUCAUUGCUUAAUCCGUAAUCUUAGAAACAUUGUUUAUUUUCAA
Molecule: messenger RNA, 1198 nt
Organism: Hevea brasiliensis (rubber tree)
Lineage: Eukaryota; Viridiplantae; Streptophyta; Magnoliopsida; Malpighiales; Euphorbiaceae
Product: probable pyridoxal 5'-phosphate synthase subunit PDX1
Exons: 1
Coding region: 87-1022 (311 amino acids)
Biological process (GO): pyridoxine biosynthetic process; pyridoxal 5'-phosphate biosynthetic process; amino acid metabolic process
Molecular function (GO): amine-lyase activity
Source: RefSeq, a predicted model, not a curated record